Klebsormidium nitens is the source of this 1428-nucleotide messenger RNA. The record is from the annotation of a GenBank genome assembly. NCBI's taxonomy places the organism in Eukaryota, Viridiplantae, Streptophyta, Klebsormidiophyceae, Klebsormidiales, Klebsormidiaceae.
AUGGGCUUCUUCUGGGGGGCUGCGGUGGCCCCAGAACCUGCCCCUACUGACAACCGUGGGGGCGUAGCCAGCACAUCCAGCUCAAAUGCUCGUCCCACUGCGUUACACGUCGGCCGGCGGGACACGCUCAGUUCCGAGGAGCUCGACGAUGAAGACGAGGCAGAGAUGAAUGGAGCGGGGGGCGCAGAUGGCCUUUCUCAUGGCCCGCACUCUCCAGGGGGCGGAGAGGGGGGGGCACGCUCUUCCAGGGGGCCGAAAGACAGCGCCGGAGGGGGUGGACCGCGCUCUCCGGGGGGGCGGAGGGGGGGGGGGAGCAUUCUUCGAUCGCCAAGAGGUUCGGAAGGCAGCAGCAAACGGAGUAACGCGCGCCUCACCAGAAAGUCCACCGGGUGGAGCGACGUGUUUGGGUCGAAACAUGCGGCGCUCGAUGCGGAGCUCGAUGAGGAGCUCGACCUUGAGUCGACGGCUGACUUGCCCGGGAUGGCGAGUGAAAAGCCAAACUUUCAGAGGUUGAAAAGCAAAAUGGUGGUUAGCAACCCGGACGAGGUGACGGGGGUCAAGGUCCGGUCGGUCAACGCGCGGUUUGAGCCGUUUCUGCACAGAGACAGUGAGGGCGACCGGCAAGAGAGUCCAACGCUACCGCCGUCGCUCGCUCCAACAGGCCGGUACAUGAGCAUGGUUCUACCCCGUUCAUCCGAGUCCCGCCCUUUGGGAAACCCCGGGGGAUCAUCCAAUUUUCGGUCGGGAAAGUCUGUGACUGGACCGGGGGCUUUUGGCGGGCUGGGGGCCCUAACCGGAAAGCAGCCCAGUAUGGCCGGGCCGGAGCCGUUCGAGAAGGGCAUGGUGUUGCGCGCUGUAGCUCAGUUAGCGGCGCUGCGGCGCAAGUCGCUAACGAUGGGGCCGCAGCGAAUGACUCUUCCGUCCAGCAGAAUGCGGCGGAACACGGCGGACAGCGAAGAGGAACCGGGCGAGGACGAGGAGCUGGGCGCGUUUCACUACUCCAGAACCAGGGUUAUUAACCCAAAGUCCGCUUUCAUAACUCGAUGGGACAUCUUCCUUACGAUUCUCAUCAUCAUCUGCGCAUUUACCAUUCCCUUCGAGGCCGCUUUUCUGCACUUAUCGCUCAACUCAAUCUUCUUCGCGAACCGCGUGGUGGACGCCAUCUUCCUGGUGGACAUGCUGAUCAACUUCAACCUCAUGUUCUUCGACAACGAAAAGAGCGUCUGGAUCUCCAAGCGCAAGACAAUUGCCGCGCGGUACUUGCGGACGUCAUUCACGACGGACUUCCUGGCGGUGUUCCCGUUUGACGUCAUCUACUACUGCUGGGAGAAGUACUCGAUGCACCACUCCAAGCGGAGCGUCAUCGGGAUCAUCCUGCGGCUCGGGAGAUUGCUCAAGGUGGGCCUGACGUCAGAUGGUGACGUCUAA